Molecule: messenger RNA, 1074 nt
Organism: Debaryomyces hansenii CBS767
Lineage: Eukaryota; Fungi; Ascomycota; Pichiomycetes; Serinales; Debaryomycetaceae
Product: alpha/beta hydrolase
Exons: 1
Coding region: 1-1074 (357 amino acids)
Molecular function (GO): hydrolase activity
Source: RefSeq, a predicted model, not a curated record
AUGCCAGACUAUAAGCUCCAAUCAGACUUUUCAUUUGCCGGUGGUAUUCCUGAAGCACCAUUCAAGCUACAUGAGUCCAUGACUAAGAAAUUGGAUCCAGAAUACGUGAAAUUUUUCAAUUCCACUUUGAGUAGCAAUCCUAACAUAGCUUAUACUCAUAGAGUUCCAUUAGAAAAGUUAAGGAAGGCAGGAAAUGUGAUUCCUGGUCAAACACCAUUAACUGAAAUGGCAAAAACUUAUGACAUAGAGAUUCCAAGAAAGCAUACAAAAGCUGCUAAUUCAAUCCCUGCUAGGGUAUUUGUUCCUAAAGGAAAUAAACCUAGUGAAGGAUGGCCCUUGUUAGUAUGGUUUCAUGGUGGGGGUUGGGUUCUAGGAGGUUUGGAUACGGAGAACUCAUUUUGCACGAAAGUGGCUGACCUUUGCAAAUGUGUGGUUGUUAGCGUGGAUUAUAGAUUAGCUCCUCAAGAUCCGUUUCCAGCAUGUGUUGAUGAUUCAUUUGAAGCAGUUCUCUGGGCGUUAGAAUUAGGCCCUACUGAAUUAGAAAUCAACUCUACUAAAAUAUGUGUGGGAGGGUCUUCUGCCGGUGGUAAUUUAACAGCCAUAGUCACACAUAAGUAUGCUAAUUCGGAAUUGGCUAGUAAAUUGCCUCCCAUCUGCUUCCAGCUUAUGGUUGUACCGGUUACUGACAAUUCUGCUACUGCAGAAACUCAACCAUCGUGGGGGGAAAAUGAAUAUACACCUCAAUUACCGGCUGAGAAAAUGAUAUGGUAUAGGACUUUAUAUUUACAAAAAGGAGGUGACGAGUAUAUUAACCCUGAAUCAUCACCAUUAUUUUAUCCAAAUGAAAGUUUUGUUAAACUACCUCCUUGUUUUAUAGCAGCUGCAGAAUGCGAUGUUUUAAGAUCAGAGGCGGAAGCAUAUGCUAAAAAAUUGAAACAAAAUGGUAUUCCAACUGAAAUAGUAAUCUAUCCGGGUGUACCACACCCAGUAAUGGUUAUGGAUGCAAUAUUACAGCAAGGUAGAGAUCUCAUCCAAAAUACAACAGACGCACUUAAGAAAGCAUUCUAUAAUUAG